Molecule: messenger RNA, 2942 nt
Organism: Alosa alosa (allis shad)
Lineage: Eukaryota; Metazoa; Chordata; Actinopteri; Clupeiformes; Clupeidae
Gene: card19
Product: caspase recruitment domain family, member 19
Exons: 6
Coding region: 769-1368 (199 amino acids)
Cellular component (GO): mitochondrion
Source: RefSeq, a predicted model, not a curated record
AACGUGCAUCAUUGCUCUUUGCCAGAGUGUCUCGCAGAGACAAUUCCAUUGUGUUCUCGCGGGAACUCUGGAUUUCCAGGGUAUCUGCACACUGCCACAGAAACGCAUUUGUUGGAACAACCUCUGAUGUGUGUGUUGUGUAUGUUCUGUGUGAGUGUUUUGUGGUUGUGGUGGUGCUGUGUAUGAGUGUGUGGGAAUGAUGUUGUGUAUUAUAAUUUAGAUUUUAGCACUUUACAGAACCGAGGGAAUCCUGAGACAAGGGCUCUAGGCAAGUUUGAAUAUGUUGAGGCAUUAUCUGAUUAUGUGCUCAUUUUCAUACAUUUUAAGUAUGGAAAUCUGAAGCAUUGGCAGGGCAGCCAACAUCAACUGAGGGAAGUGGACAGUAGGCCUAGGCUAAAUAUUUUUUUAACAAACCUAACUUGGGUGGGCAGCCUCGCUAAUAUUUCAUUAGGCUUAUUUGCUUCUGUUGCUUGCUGGUGUGUUUAUUUAUUUAUGAAUGCAUUUAAAUCCAAACUCUUAAACUUGUCAACAGAAAACAAUUCUAUUUUGUCCCAAUGUCCCGGAAGUUUGACUGAAGGACCUGAACGCAUUUCUGGACUUGAACCAUGAACCGAUUCGACUGGACAGUCACUCACUUCGAAGACUCGAAUCAGCAGCACGACUCUUAUUUGCCAUCUUGCCGUCUUUGCGUUACUUCCUGUUCGACCCUCCAGGCAGCUUACCAUAAUGGGAGUGUCAGAACAAAGGGCAGGGUAGAAGGAAUCUGCAAUGGGAGGUUUGUUUCGAAUUUGGUCUCUACGAAAAACAGCGCUUAUAUUUACUUUGGAAACCUUCCUGGAACAGCUGCAAGCUGACAGCCGGUUCUUGAAGGCUGAUCGGCGUCUAGAUACAGAGGUAGUAGACAGACUCAUCCUUCAACUGAACAGGAUCUACCCCCAGGUUCUCACCGACAAUGAGGCCAAAAAGUUCAGGGAUCUGGACGUCCCCACCUGCAUUCGGCUGGCCGAACUCCUGACACACUUGCAAGUGAAGGGUGAGGAGGCGUGCCGUGAGUUCUACCGAGCGCUACAUCUUCACGUGGAGGAGGUGUACUUUGGCCUGCCUACACGCCUCCGCCGUAGAGAAUCUAUAGACCUAGUCAUUAGUCCAGCAUCCACCCCUAGACAGAGAUUUGUGCUAAAUGACAGAGGUCCUUUGUUUUUCCUAAGCUGCUUCAGCGUGGCAGUAGGUGUAGCGCUUCUGUAUUACUGUGGAGAGUCCAAAGGGGCAGGUGGCACCAGCAGGGCUCUGGGCCUGGCGGCUCUCGGUCUGGGGCGCCGAGUCCGGGAGGUUUUGAUAUGGUACACAGAGGACCCUAUUCCAAAGUAGUCCAACUUCACGUUAACCAACAAAACAUCCGAUUGCACACAGGACACUUCCAAAACAUCUCAUGGUGUCAAAUUUGUACCGAAAUCAGGGGAUUCACAAUUUUUAUGUCAUAUUUGCAAUGCAUUAUUUGUACACAUGCAAUACAUAGUAUACUUUUUUUAUGCAUGCCUUGGCAUUGGCUCCUAUGAUGGAGGCUCUUGUAGAUUAGCACAUUUCUGUAAGGUGUAUGCCUUUUUCAAUGCAUAAGGGCUGUAUGCAUUCUUGGGGCAAUUGACCUUUGUUUGCUCGGUUUACAUAACUAAUUGUAACAGAGAAAAUGAAUCAUAGAUUGUCUGCCUCAUUAUAUUUUCCACUACAUAUCCUUAGUGGGAAGUGUGCUCUUGGGUUUGUUUAAUUAGAUAUCUUUGACAUGAAGGGAAUGUAUUUAUUUAGAAAUCCUAUGGGUUGCAUACCUGUUACUUAAACUUGUCUCGGAAAAUCAUUGGAGCAACAGUCUAACUAGAGAAUAUAUCUCUGCAUAACAUGCUGCGUAUUAAGAUGGACUUUAAUCUACAGUCCACUAAGUAGCUUAAUCCGUCUUCUGCCAUUUUGGACACAUCAGAGAGAAACCUGAAGAUGCCUUUUUAUUUUAAAUGUAACUUACAACCUUCUUGUACUAGUCUCACAAAGAAAUGAUCAAGGUCCAGAAAAAAAUCUACUUUUUCAUACUGUCAUAAUCCAAACAAAUGCAUCAACAAUGACUGUUCAAGUGCAAACCUAGCCAUACAAAAAUCUUGCAGUGGAGUUUACUUAUGUCAGUAUAGCGGCAGGGACAUGUCUUCAGUACAAGUUGAAGGCUUCCUUAAUUUUCGCAAUCAAAGUAGUUGAUUCUUAUUUAUACAGUCUGUACUUCCAUAACAGUCCUCUUGACCGGCAGGUGAUUGCUCUUCAUGGAUUACAUGCUCCUUGUGGCCUUAACCUUUUUCAGCUCUGGGCUGUCAAAUAUAUAUUUUUUAUGUGUUUUCUAAUAUUUUGUUUUCUUGCUGACAUUCAGUAAAACUACACACUACGCCUGGCUGGUAUUCACAUAAUCAUUAUGUUACACCCCCUGUUCUUACAGUAAACUUGUAUCCGCAUGUCUGGAAGCUGGAGUAUUCCAAGAACAAGAAGUAGUCACAAGCCUGGCUGAAUUAACUCAAGAGCAUGUGGUAAAGCAUCUAAUAGAAGAGCACCAUGGUCCAAUUCUACCUGCAAAACAAACCUAUAAUACUGCUCUACUAGGUUUUCCCACAGCAGGCGAGCAACUCACGUUUAGUUCACAGAGCAUAAAAAUAGUUUAAGAAGACUGAUCUUAUUUUUUUUUUUUCAAAUGUGUGCAUUGCUUUAACGCCUGGUGUAGCCAGUUUCAUUGUCUGUAGUGGAAGCUUAACUGUUUCAGCCUACACUCUGCGAAUGGAAUGGAAGGCUUGUGACUAAUCAACGUUCUGGAAUACCCGCCAGCUCUUCUCUGGGCUGUUCUUCAUUGUGGGACUUUUCUUUUUCUGCCUUUUGCCAGUGUGACUUCAGAGACAAUAAAACACAAAUGCUUAUAUACA